AUGGCUGAUCUUACGCUUCAAUCAACUUACAAGUUGGUGUCUGGGUUUGAAAUCCCCGCGCUUGGGUUUGGUGUGUAUCAAACACCUGCCGACGUCACCGAAAAAGUAGCUUUGAAAGCGCUCGAGGUCGGAUAUCGCCAUAUCGAUUGCGCCAAGGUUUACCGAAAUGAAGCUGAGAGCGCCGAGGCGAUCCGCCAGUCGGGCCUCGAUCGCUCAAAGAUCUUCUACACGAGCAAGGUGCCCACCUCGUGCAUGGGUUACGAGCAGGCAAAGCAAGCCAUCGGGGAGAGCCUCACGGCUGCCAAGCUUGAUUACAUUGACCUUAUGCUGAUCCACGCACCCUACGGCGGCAAGGAAGCUCGUCUGGGAACGUGGCGUGCCCUGGUCGAGGCUCAGAAGGCGGGCAAGAUUCACUCGCUGGGUGUGUCAAACUACGGCAUUCAGCAUCUUGAGGAGCUGGAAGAGUACAUCAAGAACGGUGGCGGCGGCGAGAUCACCGUUGGCCAGUACGAGAUUCACCCGUGGUGCCCGCGCGAAGACAUUGCCUCGUGGCUCAAGAAGCGCAACAUCAUUGUGGAAGCGUACUCGCCUCUUGUCCAGGCGACUCGUAUGGAAGAGCCCCUGCUCAAGAAGCUCGCCGAGAAGUAUGGCAAGAGCCCCGCUCAGGUCCUGGUCCGAUGGAGUCUGCAAAAGGGUUACGUUCCUCUUCCCAAGUCAGCUACCGAGUCGAGAAUUCGGGAAAACGCCGAGGUCUUUGACUUCAUUCUGUCAGAGGAGGAUAUGGCCACAUUGGCACUCGAUGAAUAUGCGCCCGUCUGCUGGGAUCCGAUCCGCGACUGCAAGGAAUAG
This is a messenger RNA of Penicillium oxalicum, 849 nucleotides long. Its product is annotated as aldo/keto reductase family protein. Lineage: Eukaryota; Fungi; Ascomycota; Eurotiomycetes; Eurotiales; Aspergillaceae. Gene Ontology annotation, molecular function: oxidoreductase activity. The transcript is spliced from 6 exons. Bases 1 to 849 code for a protein of 282 amino acids. The record is from RefSeq and is a predicted model, not a curated record.